AUGCUUCCGAUGGAUGUCGACAUACAUCCGCCCGUCUGUAUGAGUAUGCAAUUAGUCAGUUACCAACUCGGUCCAAAAGUGACUAAGAUGGUUUCAAAUGCGUUUAGGCUUUUUGCAUCUCGCGUUGGUUUUACAACUCAUCCCAUUCCCUCCCUCGAGUCCCCUUCAACUCCCUUCUAA
Messenger RNA from Aspergillus niger, 180 nucleotides. RefSeq lists its product as uncharacterized. The transcript is spliced from 2 exons. The coding region runs from base 1 to 180 and encodes 59 amino acids. Lineage: Eukaryota; Fungi; Ascomycota; Eurotiomycetes; Eurotiales; Aspergillaceae. The record is from RefSeq and is a predicted model, not a curated record.